UCUGUCUGUCAGCGGUGAGAGAUGGGAGACCUCCAGUCUCUGCGAGUCUUCAUCAGCUGUCUGGAUCAACAGUCUCUACCCCGCAUCCUGCAGGUCUGCUCUGGGGUUUAUUUCCAGGGGUCCAUUUAUGAGCUUUCAGGAAGUGAAGUGUGUUUAUCUACUGGAGAUUUGGUGAAGAUCAUUGGUUUAGAGCUCCUGUCUGUAUCUUGUGAGGAGAUUGAAACUGGAGCUUCAUUUGAAUUGCCUACUGGAUAUUCAGGUUACUUCAGACUCGUCGCUGAGGACCUACCGUACAAUACAAUAGAGGAAAUUGUGGGUUUGUGUCCUGUUGGAGUGGACGCCUGCGGCUCCUUCACCUUCAUAAGCCAAAACGAGCUGACUAUAGACAACUUCACACUACCUGCAGGAAAACAGUUGAUCCUGCUGUCAGUGGAGGGUGCCAAAAAUGGAGAAAGACUGGCACGGUGUCAAGUGGUGGGGCAGAACAUGGCCUCUACAGAGAUACUCCUUCCUCUGUCCCUCAGAGGAGAGUUUUAUGAGUGUCAAGGUGACCGAGGUUACUCUCUAGAGGAAAUCAUGGCAUCAUCCAGGCUGAGUUGCCGUCGCUUCCGCAAUACAAAUGAGAAGAACAGUGGAAGCUUGUUGGUUUUCAGCCCAGUGUAUGAAAUUAGUGCCAUUAUGCAAAUGAGGAAGAACGUAGUCAAGUUCCCAUCCAGCCUGGAAGUGGAUGUCCAGGACGUGACAGAACAGUUCCAGGAUUUAGUUUUCAUAACACCGCUAUCAAUGACUGAAGUUGCGAGUCAGCCAAUGGAGUCCUUCCCAACUAUGGCAGAGAUCCUUGAUAGCCCAGAAGGCAAUAAGUUUUUUAAUUGCAGCUGGUUUGAAGAACUGCAAAGAGGCAGGCGCCUCGUGUUACAUAGUUAUGGCACAACAACAAUGAUAUUAGCCUCAACUCCAAAGGGGAGGAAGGGAAAACAGUACUUCAUCAUCUCAGAGAGCUAUGGUGGAAGAAUGAGAAGAAGGGCCCGGGAAUUUGGAUCAGUGUACGAGCUACACUUGGCAUCCUCCCAGUCUCCAGGUUUGAAAGUAAGUGUGACUCGUCACUGCGAGGCGGUAGAGGAAGAGGGAAUGCCUGCGCUCAGUGUCGGCGAGCAGCUGGAGGUUUUGGGAAUGGCGCUGAUGGAUGGACUCAAGGAUUCAUCAGGAGCUGCUCAGAAAAUAGAAAGUCUAAUUUGCAAACAGACUAUGGAGCUGGACGACGAGGAUGAGGAAGAUGAGGAAGACGAUAGUAAGGAAAUCUCUCUGCCACUGUUUAUGGCAGGUCACUUUGUUGAAAAGCUUUCAGACAACAAGAAGUAUAAAUUAACAGAUUUAGCGAGUAGUUCUUUGCCUCUAGAUAUUAAAGUGGUGACUCGGGAUAAAGAGCUAGAAAAAGAUCCCCUGAUGGGGUUACCAGCACUUAAGCUUGAGGAGACUUUCACGGAGACCACGGUGUUGACGAGCCUACCAAAUAAACCAGACUGGUGCUUUGAGUUGCCAGUACGCUGGUUACAAAUGUCUCUCUGCUUCACCUCUGAUCAUUUGCCGUGGUCCGAGUCCCCAGAACUUCACGUAGAGACAGUCACUGAGGUGACUGAGAAAUUCUACUAUGAAUAUCAUAAACUUAUAAGCAAAAUUGAGGAACCACCUCCUCGUCCACCAAAGAGGAAGCCAGCCAGUUCAGAAGUGCCUAAAAAGCCCCCCAAGUCUGAAUCUAAAUUACCAAACUUAAGCAGCGCUGUGACCAAACAGCUCGACAACCUGUCGCUGGGUCAGACAAAGGGUAGACGGGCUCCUGCUCCACCUCCGCCAGAAGAUACUUCAGACCAGCCCCCUCCACUGUUGCCUAGGAAAGGCAUAUCAAUAGCAGAGAGCGUCAGUGCGCACAAUACGUAUGUCAAAAGCCCCACAGUAGCACACAAAACAGCACAGGGACUCUCCGACUCUGACCAUGACUACGAGUCUAUCGAAGAAAUAUUAAAAAACCCCCAUGAAAGCUUGUUUUAUUAAAGGACACUUUGUAUUUUGCUGUGUCUUCAUAGCAAGACGUGCAAAAGAAACCCAAGAAAUCAAAGAGUACCAGCUAAUAUGGAGUCUCCACUGCACCCAUACCUAAUGCUAAUCUGAAAUAUUUCAUUGCGUCUAAAUACUCAAAGACAAUGCCAGGUUUAACAAAUAUACCAUUUAUAGUAAAUUAGACAAUGUCCUUUUUACUGCUUUUUAUGACAUGCUGACCUCUAAAGAAAGAAAAUAAGUUGAAAGGUGUAUGCUUUUAUUAAAAUGACCAAAACAAACUGAAAUUAUAUAUAUAUAUAUAUAUCAGGGCUGUACAGUGUGACAUAUAUGUUCAUGUGCUAUGAAAAAAAUGGUUUGUGCGAUGAAUAAAUUUACCACUGUAGCACACGUGCGAUACGGUUU
Messenger RNA from Sinocyclocheilus rhinocerous, 2457 nucleotides. Its product is annotated as protein THEMIS2-like. Gene Ontology annotation, cellular component: cytoplasm; nucleus. The coding region runs from base 22 to 2049 and encodes 675 amino acids. Lineage: Eukaryota; Metazoa; Chordata; Actinopteri; Cypriniformes; Cyprinidae. Gene Ontology annotation, biological process: T cell receptor signaling pathway. The record is from RefSeq and is a predicted model, not a curated record. The transcript has 6 exons.